Molecule: messenger RNA, 1235 nt
Organism: Selaginella moellendorffii
Lineage: Eukaryota; Viridiplantae; Streptophyta; Lycopodiopsida; Selaginellales; Selaginellaceae
Product: protein BOBBER 1
Exons: 5
Coding region: 26-1048 (340 amino acids)
Biological process (GO): protein folding
Cellular component (GO): cytoplasm
Source: RefSeq, a predicted model, not a curated record
GGGCUAACUAGUUUAGGGCAGGGCGAUGGCGAUCAUCUCUGAGGUAGAGGAGGAGGCCGAGGUCCCCAAGCCCGUCGCCGCGGCUCCUCCGUCGGACUCCGGCAAUGCUGCUCACGACAAGAUUUUGGAGGCGCUGCUCAAGGAGCACAAUGAUCAGCCGCUGGAGCUGCUCAAAACGGUAAUCGGCUUUCUCACGCGCCGCUCGGCCGCCUUCCCCGACGAAUACUUCGAGAGGCAGCUGUCGGAGAUCGUGUCUAGCGCCAAGAGGCGGCGCGUCGAUGGCAAGAAGAAGAAUGCGGUGCCGGUGCCCGAGGCGGCGCCGUCGCGGGAUUUCGAGAGCGAGCACAAGCAUAAGGCCAGCGGCGGUGGAUCAAGUGGCAAGCAAUCGGCGUCGGCGGCUGUCCAGGAAACCAAGAACGAAGUCAAGGAAGUGGAGAGUUCUGACUCUACCGGAUUGAAGAUUAAUGCUGGAAAUGGUGCCGAUCUCGAAAAGUAUUCGUGGACGCAAACAUUAAGUGAGCUGACGGUGCAAAUCCCCGUUGCAAAAGAGAUCAAGGCGCGAGAUAUCGUCUGUGACAUUAAGAAGAACCAUCUGAAAGCUGGGCUCAAGGGUCAGCCGCCAAUUCUCGAGGUGAGUGAAGGGAUUCUCUUUCCUAUUCUCUCACACUGUUGCUUUUUCUGUUAUCAGGGCGAUCUCUAUGCAUCCGUCAAGGUGGACGACUGCUUCUGGAGCAUUGAUGCUGGCGAUGGAAAGAAGGAAGCGGAGAAGUUCCUUUCUAUCCUCCUCACCAAGACGAACAGGAUGGAGUGGUGGAAAAACGUUGUGAAAGGCGAGCCAGAGAUUGACACUCAAAAGGUUGAGCCGGAGAACAGCAAGCUGGGGGAUUUGGACGCAGAGACUCGGCAGACCGUGGAGAAGAUGAUGUACGACCAGCGGCAGAAGGCGAUGGGAUUGCCAAGCUCCGAAGACCAGCAAAAGCAAGAGAUGCUCAAGAAGUUCAUGGCACAGCACCCGGAAAUGGAUUUCUCCAAGGCAAAAAUCUGCUAGAGAGUAGAGACCGUAUGAACAGGCGCCAAUUUCAUAGUUUUAAGCGAAUAUUCUAAGCCCUAAAACAUUCACUUUUCAAAUUUGGGAGAAUAUUCUAGUCCUAAAUUCGAGUCGUUGACAGCCUCCAAAUGCAAAUUGCAAAUUCACUUGAUAAUUUGAGAAGCAACUGAAACUUUCCUUUUGCCUU